This is a messenger RNA of Bombyx mori (domestic silkworm), 1317 nucleotides long. RefSeq names its product mRNA turnover protein 4 homolog (gene RpLP0-like). Gene Ontology annotation, biological process: rRNA processing; ribosomal large subunit assembly; nuclear-transcribed mRNA catabolic process. The transcript is spliced from 4 exons. Lineage: Eukaryota; Metazoa; Arthropoda; Insecta; Lepidoptera; Bombycidae. The record is from RefSeq and is a predicted model, not a curated record. Gene Ontology annotation, cellular component: preribosome, large subunit precursor; nucleolus. The coding region runs from base 545 to 1282 and encodes 245 amino acids. Gene Ontology annotation, molecular function: RNA binding.
UUUGGCGGGAACGCGAGGAGUGAAGUUGUGUGAUUUGUUUUAUUUUGUCUACUUAGUGUUUCUUCAGGUUUAAAUGUGUAAUAACGGUGGUUUAUUAACUGUUUAAUAUCUGUGAAAGUGCACAAAUGUGGGAAAAUGAAACAAAACCGCUGGACGCAACUUCUCGGGAUCCUCCAAAAAGUCCACUGAAAAAAUCUUAGUAAAUGACCACCAUUUUACUAAGAUUAUUUUUCAUUCCAUAUCAUCUCAUUUCAUUUAAUUUCAUCCCAGUUGAUUAACGUCUCAAAUUAAUCAUUUUCAUUUCAUUUCACUCCAUAUUAUCAUUUUUCAUAAAAAUAAAAAUAAGAAUAUAAAUUAAAAUAAGAUAUGACUUAAAGGUCUUAGUUACCAGGUCAUAAAAUCACUUAAAAAAAAUCAUUACGAACUGUGAUCACGAAUAUUAAUUUACAACAAAUCAACAAAUCCAGUGCACGUGAUUUUUGAAAUUGCAGAACUAAUUAAAUUGUAAAUUUUGUCUUUUCCAUAAUAAAAUAAUAAAACAAAUAUGCCGAAAUCAAAAAGGGAUAAGAAAGUAUCACUUACAAAAACCAACAAAAAAGGUUUAGUACACAAACAAAAAGUCAUAGAAGAAAUAAGAAAUUCACUGAGCAAAUAUGAACACAUAUUUUUGUUUACCAUCAAUAACAUGAGAAAUACAAAAUUAAAGGACCUACGGAAUGAUUGGAAGGAUUCCAGAUUCUUUUUUGGAAAAAAUAAAGUAAUGGCUAUUGCUCUUGGUAAGACCAAGAGUGAUGAAAUAGAAGAGCAACUAAAUCUGUUAUCAAAAAAAUUAAAAGGUCAGUGUGGAUUGCUAAUGACAAAUAGAGAUGUGCCUGAUGUACUGAACUGGUUUAAAAGUUAUCAAGCAUCAGAAUAUGCAAGAGCUGGCUUCAUUGCAACAAAAGAUGUUUUAUUACCCAAAGGUCCUCUAGCAGAUUUUUCACACACUAUUGAGCCACAUUUAAGACGUUUGGGCUUACCUACAUCUCUAGAAAAAGGUGUUAUCAAUCUAAUAAAAGAAUAUCAGGUUUGCAAGAAAGGUGCUCCACUGACCCCAGAACAAGCAAGUAUAUUAAAAUUGAUAGGCAUAGAAAUGGCAGAUUUUAAGUUAGUGAUUAAAUGUCACUGGACAAAAGGAAAAGGUAUCCAUAUAGACAAUGAUUCUCCAAGUGAUGAAGAACAGGCAGAGAAUGAUGAUCAUCAAGAAAAUGUACUUGUAGACGAAAUAAUGGAAGAGACAUAACUAUUUUAUUUAAUCACAAUAAAUUAUGUUAAGCA